AUGGAUAUCAUUCUCGAAGUCUGGGACACCUUCAUCGGUGAUCGCCUGUACUCCUCCCUCCUCCCCGCCUCCCUGUCAACCUCCGUCUCUUUUCCGACCUUUGUCAAUGCUGCCGCCAACACCUCGCUCGCUCUGUUUGGCGCCAACGAGCCGUUCGUCUACGAGCCUGCCACGCAGUUGAUUCACUUGGAGCCGUCCAAGUAUGCCUACCUCAGUGCGUGGCCGCGCAAUAACAUCUAUCGCCAGUUCACCAGUUUUUUUCUGAUAACAUGGAUCUUUGGUCUUCUCGUCUACUUCAUUGUCGCCAGUCUUUCGUACGUCUUCAUCUGGGACAAGACUACAUACAACCACCCCAAGUUCCUUCGAAACCAGAUCGCGUUGGAGAUCAAGCAGGCCAUGGGCGCCAUGCCCCCAAUGGCUCUCCUGACUGCUCCCUUCUUCGUCUUGGAAGUACGCGGAUUCGCCAAGCUGUACGACACCGUGGCUGAGGAGCCUUUCCCCUACUACAGCAUUCUGCAGUUCCCGCUCUUCAUCUGCUUCACCGAUUUCUUCAUCUACUGGAUUCACCGAGGCCUGCAUCACCCGCGCGUCUACAAGGCUCUUCACAAGCCGCACCACAAGUGGAUCAUGCCGAGCCCUUACGCGUCGCACGCUUUCCACCCUCUGGAUGGCUGGUCUCAGAGUGUACCGUACCACGUUUUCCCGUUCAUCUUCCCUCUGCAGAAGAUAGCCUACGUUUUCCUAUUCGGCUUCAUCAACCUGUGGACCGUCUUCAUCCACGAUGGCGAGUAUGUCGCAAACAGCCCCGUGGUCAACGGAGCCGCUUGCCACACCAUGCACCACUUGUAUUUCAACUACAACUACGGCCAGUUCACCACUCUGUGGGACCGUAUGGGUGGUAGCUACCGCAAGCCCAACGAGGAACUCUUCCGCCGGGAGACCAAGAUGGGCGAGAAGGAAUGGAAGCGUCAGGCCAAGGAGAUGGAGUCUAUUCUCAAGGACGUGGAAGGCGAGGAUGACCGCAGCUACUCUACCGUCGACAAGAAGACUCUUUAA
This is a messenger RNA of Penicillium argentinense, 1056 nucleotides long. Its product is annotated as sterol desaturase family protein. Gene Ontology annotation, biological process: lipid biosynthetic process. Bases 1 to 1056 code for a protein of 351 amino acids. NCBI's taxonomy places the organism in Eukaryota, Fungi, Ascomycota, Eurotiomycetes, Eurotiales, Aspergillaceae. Gene Ontology annotation, molecular function: iron ion binding; oxidoreductase activity. The transcript has 2 exons. The record is from RefSeq and is a predicted model, not a curated record.